AAACAAGUUUUAAAACUAUUUUUUUGUGUGUGACUGACGAAAUACUUUAUUAAACUAAUCACCGAUAAAGAAAUGAAUAGUCGCCUACAGGAGAUACGGGAAAAGCAGAAGCUGCGACGCCAGCUUCUCGCUCAACAGUUGGGAGCAGAGAGUGCGGACAGUAUAGGCGCCGUUCUGAACAGCAAAGACGAACUGAAGGAGAUUGAGGAGACCAGAGAGACAUACAGGGCAUCGUUGGAUGCUGCCGGGCCGAGCUCCAAGAGGAAGCCUCAGGUGGAGGGAGAGGACACAGAGGAGGACGUUGAGGAGCCGAAGGUAGGACUGGUUCACUACUGGAUCACUGAGAGGAACGUCUCUGUGAUAGACUGGGUCACUGAGAGGAACGUCUCUGUGAUAGACUGGAUCACUGAGAGGAACGUCUCUGUGAUAGACUGGAUCACUGAGAGGAACAACUCUGUGAUAGACUGGAUCACUGAGAGGAACGUCUCUGUGAUAGACUUUGUCACUGAGAGGAACGUCUCUGUGAUAGAGUGGAUCACUGAGAGGAACGUCUCUGUGAUAGACUGGAUCACUGAGAGGAACGUCUCUGUGAUAGACUGGAUCACUGAGAGGAACGUCUCUGUGAUAGACUGGAUCACUGAGAGGAACGUCUCUGUGAUAGACUGGGUCACUGAGAGGAACGUCUCUGUGAUAGACUGGAUCACUGAGAGGAACGUCUCUGUGAUAGACUGGAUCACUGAGAGGAACGUCUCUGUGAUAGACUGGAUCACUGAGAGGAACGUCUCUGUGAUAGACUGGAUCACUGAGAGGAACUCGUCCCAGAAUCUGUAUCUGCAGGCCGACCCAGAGCACUUUGACCUGCGUGAUCUGAAGACUAAGUUUGAUGUGAUCCUGCUGGAGCCCCCGCUUGAGGAGUACUACAGAGAGUCAGGAAUACCCCACACAGAACGCUACUGGAACUGGGACGAUAUAAUGAAGCUGGAGAUAGAGGAGAUAUCAGCCCUGCGUUCCUUUGUCUUUCUCUGGUGUGGAUCAGGAGAGGGACUGGACCUGGGGAGAAUGUGUCUGAGAAAGUGGGGUUUCAGGCGUUGUGAGGAUAUCUGUUGGAUCAAAACCAACAAGAACAACCCUGGAAAGACCAAAACCCUCGACCCUAAAGCUGUGUUUCAGAGAACCAAGGAACACUGUCUAAUGGGUAUUAAAGGAACAGUCCGGCGGUCUACAGAUGGGGAUUUCAUCCACGCCAACGUGGAUAUCGACCUGAUUAUUACCGAGGAGCCUGAGAUCGGGAACGUGGAGAAGCCGGUGGAGAUAUUUCAUAUCAUAGAACACUUCUGUCUGGGGAGACGAAGACUACACCUGUUUGGACGAGACUCUACCAUCAGACCAGGUGGGUCAUCAGACCAGGUGGGUCAUCAGACCAGGUGGGUCCUCAGACCAGGUGGGUCAUCAGACCAGGUGGGUCCUCAGACCAGGUGGGGCAUCAGACCAGGUGGGGCAUCAGACCAGGUGGGUCAACAGACCAGGUGGGGAGACGAAGACUACACCUGUUUGGACGAGACUCUACCAUCAGACCAGGUGGGUCCUCAGACCAGGUGGGUCCUCAGACCAGGUGGGUCAACAGACCAGGUGGGGAGACGAAGACUACACCUGUUUGGACGAGACUCUACCAUCAGACCAGGUGGGUCCUCAGACCAGGUGGGGCAUCAGACCAGGUGGGGCAUCAGACCAGGUGGGUCAACAGACCAGGUGGGUCCUCAGACCAGGUGGGUCAACAGACCAGGUGGGGAGACGAAGGCUACACCUGUUUGGACGAGACUCUACCAUCAGACCAGGUGGGUCAACAGACCAGGUGGGUCCUCAGACCAGGUGGGGCAUCAGACCAGGUGGGGCAUCAGACCAGGUGGGUCAACAGACCAGGUGGGUCCUCAGACCAGGUGGGUCAACAGACCAGGUGGGGAGACGAAGGCUACACCUGUUUGGACGAGACUCUACCAUCAGACCAGGUGGGUCCUCAGACCAGGUGGGUCCUCAGACCAGGUGGGUCAACAGACCAGGUGGGUCCUUAGACCAGGUGGGGAGACGAAGGCUACACCUGUUUGGAUGAGACUCUACCAUCAGACCAGGUGGGUCAUCAGACCAGGUGGGUCCUCAGACCAGGUGGGUCAACAGACCAGGUGGGUCCUUAGACCAGGUGGGGAGACGAAGGCUACACCUGUUUGGAUGAGACUCUACCAUCAGACCAG
Messenger RNA from Oncorhynchus keta (chum salmon), 2246 nucleotides. RefSeq lists its product as uncharacterized. Gene Ontology annotation, cellular component: RNA N6-methyladenosine methyltransferase complex; nucleus. The record is from RefSeq and is a predicted model, not a curated record. Gene Ontology annotation, molecular function: mRNA binding. Lineage: Eukaryota; Metazoa; Chordata; Actinopteri; Salmoniformes; Salmonidae. The transcript has 11 exons. The annotation marks the transcript as partial.